Messenger RNA from Darwinula stevensoni, 2100 nucleotides. The record is from the annotation of a GenBank genome assembly. Lineage: Eukaryota; Metazoa; Arthropoda; Ostracoda; Podocopida; Darwinulidae.
AUGGCUGAAGAGCGACGAGAAACCGACGGUCGAAACCCUGUCCACCCCCUUCAGCUGCUGAUGGAGGAGCGCCUCCUCGACUCCAUCAUCCCCUUCGCGGCCAACCAGGCGCUGCUGGAGGGCACGGCGAAAGGGGGAAGGAAUCCCCCGGAGCAGGGCAAGGCAACCCCGCCGACGGAGGAAGAAGCCCUCCCCGUCCCGGCGAGACCUCUCGACCCACGAGAGGGGAAAGAAGUGAGCCUCCAAGUCGUGGACGACGGCAAGACGACCACAAAGCACUACAGGAUCCCAUCGCAUCUCCUCCUCCGGCACAUGGAGUACUUCACCAGCUUAUCCACCGGUCAAAACUUGGAGGAAGUGGACAUCACGGUGCAUUGCGAUGUCUCCAUCUUCGAUUGGCUGAUGGAGUGGGUGAGGCGGGAUCCCGACGACCCGAACGCUGGGCCUAAAUUCGAUGCCAGCCGGGUGAUCCCGAUCCUGAUCUCGGCGGACUUCCUGGGCAUGACCGGCCUGGUGGACGAGGGACUGAAAUACCUGAAAGAAAACUUGCACCGCGUCAUCCCUCACACCCCCAGGUUCUCCAUCCUGGGGGAGAAGCUUCUCGCAAGAUUAGGGAAUCUGUUUCAUCACGGGGAAGUGGAGGACCUGCACGACCCAAAAGAUCGGAUUCGGAGUCGUCUCUUCGGCAAACUCAUCCUUCAGCUGUUCCAACUCGAGCCCUCUCAGCAACACGGGCAUUAUGCUUCUGCUGCCAACCUUUUCAGGUGGGCGAGCGUCCACUCGUGGAGGCUGGUCUAUUGGUUCCUCUGGGGGGCGGUGCACUUCCUCGAGUGCACGCGGUGCGGGUGCGCCUUCCCGGCGCAGCAGAUGGGGUGGUGCAGCUACCAUCCGGAGAUGCCCGAGUACCCGCCGGUGGAUCACGGGUCGCACGCGCCCGCGGGGAGGUUCCCGUGCUGCGAGCAGGAGGUCUUCCGCUUCGAUCCCAUGCCGGGAUUCCUGGCAAGUUUUACGCGAGGUCGCUUUCUCGUCUCGGAUGCUCUCUCCUACGAGGGUUCCAUCGAUUCGGGUUCCUCUUGGAAAAGUGGGGCCUGGGGCAACAGCCCCAACCCCUUAAUCCGACCCUGCCUGCAUGCUGUUCACGUACAGGCUAUGCAACCUGAUGAACUUAAAGGUACUCUUCGAACUACGAAAAGGCGGAAAAUUUUCCCCCACGUUGCGUUCGAACCCGAACACCCUGCACACAACCGACGCAAGAAACGAUCAGCACUCGAGAAAGACUCGAUUCCGAAUCCUCCACAGAGCACCCAACACCGCGGAUGCCACCGAACCGACCACUCGGUCCGCCUCGUCUACGGCGACAAGUCGAAGCAGGAGCAGAUGCUCCGGACCUACGACGAGGUGAUGAGCUACCGCGUCUGCGUCUGCAUCUCCCCGCCGGCGACUCCACCCGUCGCGCCUCCGUGCCCCCGAGCCCGAGUCACCCCGCCCUGGCUCCAGCGGGUCGUGUCGCCCCGAGCCGUCCAGGAGAGGACCCUCGCGCCCAUCCGGGAUCUCCUCGGCUCUCCACCCACCGAAGAGCCGGAGCCGCGCGUCGUCCACGAGGCGAGUCGCCAGUCGUCGACCGACACGGGAUCCACGGACAGUUCCAGCGGGUCCUCGACCGACUCGGAGGGGGAGUCCCCGAGGAGGGAUAGGGAGAGGGAGAAGGAGAGGGAAGGGGACGAGGAUCACUCGCCUCCGGAGUGUCUCACGUCCGUCACGGUCAAGAAGAGGCCUUCUAUUCCCGACACUCAAUACGACAGGCUUUUGGGUCGCCUGUGGAUGAAGCGCUGGAGCACCCUGCACUCUACCCGCCACAACCAGGACAACCAGCGGGACUUCGAGACCCACCUGAUGGAGCUGCUCGUGCGCCAUCAGAGGGGGCGAGGGGCGAGGGGAGACGGGGAGGAGGGCGAGCCGGGGGGAGCGUUCGUGAGGAUCGAGAGGGAGUGGAACGCGAUGCACCGGCAGGUGCAGCAUCGGGCGAACGUGAGGAGCCUGCUCAAGACUCGGGUGAGGACGGCCAUGGGGGUUCUCAUCGAGUCAAAGAAGAAUCAUUAG